AUGGAACCACAAAUCAUUAAAAUUAACAUUUCUGGUAAUGUUGAACCACCAAGAUUUGGAUUAGAAUCAAGAGGAAGAAAAAAAGAUGUAAAUACCCGAAAACUAAAGGAGAUUCAAAGAGCCAAGCAACAAGUGUUGCAAGAGAAACAGAAAAAGGAGGAUGCCAAGAAAAAGGCAUUCGAGGAGGAACGCAGACUCAAAAAGGAGACUGUGCCCCAACAAGCACGCAAACACGUACCAAGCACCAAGCCAAUCCUCGUAUUUGGCGACGACAACAACAAGGAGUCAUUGUAUCCCCAGUCGCAAGACAUUGACGCAGACGAGUCGCUCCUCUGCAAGACCGGUGACGCCAUUUUCACAUGCAAAAAGAUUGGCCAACAUUUCCAAGACGAAAUCAUCCUGUCGAGGGAUCCAAAGGAAUGUGUGGACAUUCAAAAGGCAAUCGAACAAUCUUUCAAGUUUAAUCACCACAUGGACGACGCUGUCUGUCAAAUGGAAGAAGAAUUUGAAAUCCUUUGCGAAGACGACGAUAGUAUGGAGGAGCAAGUAGAAGAAGAAGAGGAAGAGGAGGAAGGAGAAGAGUCAUGGGACAAUACCAUUAAAUUGGACGAGUUGGAGAGUUGGGAAUUAUUGGAUGAAGGAUCGUCUACUGCUCUCGUCAACUUUAUUACUACUCCCUAUGCUAGCUCUGAUAGAGAUUUCCCACAAUUGCCACGUACCACUGUCAACCUGACAACGUUGAAAUGUAAUAUUAACAAGGUCGAUGCUUCCAAUCCAUGGAACCAAACUCAAACUCUCAUCGAUGCCAUUCAUAUAAUUAUAAAUGGGUUGGUUGUCAAUAGUCAAUACUAUCAACCAUUUCAUGAUUCACUACACUCUAGUUAUGCAUUCAAUGUAGAUGCUAUCGUUAAUGACUUGGAAUGGACAUUUAACGAAACGAGUUAUAUAGUUGCAACAACCACAACUACAACUAUAAACAACCAACAACUUUUAUUUAAUCCUUUAGUAUUAGAUGAUCAAUCAUUUAUAUAUUUAUCUUCUUCUUCCUCUUCCUCAUCUUCAUCUUCAAUUAACUUAAUUAGAUUAAACUACGAUACUGAUAUACCUUAUUUUAAUGUAUCAAUUAUCAAUAAUACGAAUACAAAUAAUAAUAACAAUACAACUAGUAUAUUCUCAUUACUAUUAUUAUCAUCAUCUAAUGGUGGUGGUGGUGGUGGUGGUAUAGUAUUAUUUAACCAUUUGAAUAAUGAUUUAUCAUUAUAUGAUUUAAAUGGUAUUCAAAUAUGGUUAAAUAAUAGUAAUAUAGAUAAACAAUUGAAUUGUUCAUUCCCACAACAACAGUUGAUAAAUGAUAAUGAUAAUUGGAUUACUAUUAAUUGUCAUCGAUUGAUUUAUUCUUUUGAUCCAACAACUGGCUAUUUGGUCGAUACGAUACAGGUACCUCCAAAUACUGCAAGUGCAAGUCAAUCAACACUAAUCAAAGGUGUAAACAAUACACUUAUUUAUAUGGAUUAUGAUGGAUACGGAGAGUUGGUAGUAGUCAAUCUGGCAGAUUCAACCUUUACAACACCAUUUGCCAACAUUUACAAUCAAUCAUACUAUCCAUUAAACAAUAACAAUGAAAUCAAUAGUCAAUAUAUCAACCAACCAACUAUAGUCUCUACUAUUACCAACAUCACCUAUACGUCAUCUUCCUCUGGUAAUACAACAACAGUACCAAUACAAUCAAUUGUACAAUUGGUAUGUGUUGGUGGUACAUCAAUGGCAGUAGAGAUAAGAAAUCUUAAUGGAGCAUUGACAUUUUAUCAUCUAUUGGUUUCUCAAGUAAUCGAUUGUAGUACUACUAUUGUCAACCCUAAAUUAUCACUCACCUCUACAGUACUAUUCAUCUCGUUUACAUUGAAUUAUCAAGACUCAAAUACUGGUUAUUUAGCAUUAAUCAAUAUAAAUACAAAUAUUGUUACUUGGUUAAUUAAUAAUCAAAAGAUUACAAUAUUGGAUCAAAUCAUUACAAAUCAUAAUUAUCUUUAUUUAUGUACAAAAGAACAAGGAAUUCAAUUAAUUACCAGUAAUGGAACAAAAUCAAUUCAAUUUAAUCAAGAAUAUAAUAUGACAGUAAGUUAUUGUCGGAUGGCAGUUGGAGAAAAUAGUUUAAUCACAUUUAUUGGAUCAGACAAUAAUAAUAAUAAUAAUAAUAAUAAUAAUAAUAAUAAUAAUAAUAAUAAUAAUAAUAAUAAUAAUAAUAAUAAUAAUAAUAAUAAUAAUAAUAAUAAUGGUACAGUAGUAAAUAGUGUAAUGAGAUUAGGAGAUAGUAUUUGUACAGUUUUAUGUGGCUCCAAUUUUACAUGUACUAGCGAGAAUUGUCAAUGUUCAAAUGGGUAUUACCCAUUUGGUGUGUGUAAUGUUUAUUGUGAUUCACAGGUUACUUGCUCGGGACAAGGUACUUGUCUAACAGAUGGAUCAUGUGAAUGCUUAUCUGGUACUGGUUACUAUGGUGUUGAUUGCUCACAAUGCCAAAAAGGUUAUUUUGGACCAGACUGUAGUAUGCAUAUUAGUUGGUUGACUAUUGGUAUUGGAGGUGGUUUUGCAGCAUUGGCGACGGCCGGUAUCUUUGUAUUUUGUUGUUUGACCAAACCCAAGGGUGCUAGAUUCUGCUGUAAAUGCUGUUACUCUCGUAAAGACAAAUAUGGCGAUCGAUCAUGUUGCUGUUUUGUUUUAUUUGGCCUAUGUGCAAAACCAUUCAAACAGUGUAGACAUCAAAGAAAAAACAACAUCGCAAAAUAUCAACCAGAGGAUUAUAGUCAACUCAUUGAUGAUAAUUCAAGUUUAUAA
Molecule: messenger RNA, 2832 nt
Organism: Cavenderia fasciculata
Lineage: Eukaryota; Evosea; Eumycetozoa; Acytosteliales; Cavenderiaceae
Product: EGF-like domain-containing protein
Exons: 4
Coding region: 1-2832 (943 amino acids)
Source: RefSeq, a predicted model, not a curated record